AUGUUCACAUGGUUCAUUUUUUUUUUUUUUUUUUUUUUUUUUUUUUUUUUUUUACAUUUUUUUUCUUCUGUUUCCAGAUUGACACCUAAAAUUGGAUUCCCAUGGAGUGAAAUAAGAAACAUUUCAUUCAACGACAAGAAAUUUGUCAUCAAACCCAUCGACAAGAAGGCACCAGACUUUGUGUUCUACGCUCCCCGCAGGAAGCCGGACACCAUUGAAGUGCAGCAAAUGAAAGCUCAGGCAAGGGAAGAGAAACACCAGAAACAGAUGGAGAGGUAA
Staurois parvus is the source of this 279-nucleotide messenger RNA. Lineage: Eukaryota; Metazoa; Chordata; Amphibia; Anura; Ranidae. The record is from the annotation of a GenBank genome assembly.